AUGUCAUCAUUUCUUCAUCUUGAUGCUCAUUAUUAUUAUUCAUGUGUAGCUCUAAUCUUACUAGGCCUUGGAUUAUUAGGGCAAGCCAAUGCCCAAAUGUAUAGAGUUGAUAGCAAUAAUAAGAAGCUGGCUUAUUACACCAUCACUGUUGAUCAAUCUGGCCAUGGCAAUUUCACCUCCAUUCAAUCAGCCAUUGAUGCUGUUCCUAUAAACAACAGGAACUGGGUUUCUAUCAAGAUCAAGGCAGGCACCUAUAAGGAAAAGGUGAUCAUCCCCGUUGACAAGCCAUACAUAAUUCUCAAAGGAGAAAAUAGGCAUAAAACGCUGAUUGUUUGGGAUGAUCACGACUCAGUUGCACAAAGCCCUACUUUUGCCUCUUAUGCCGACAGUAUCAUUGUCAAAUCCAUCAGCUUUGUGAAUUCAUACAACAACCCUGUGAAUAACAAAAAUCCAAGAGUGGCAGCAGUGGCGGCAAUGAUUUACGGGGACAAAUCUUCAUUCUAUCGAUGUGGUUUCUUUGGUUUGCAAGACACUUUGUGGGAUGGUCAAGGACGGCACUACUAUCACCUUUGCACCAUCCAGGGUGCCGUGGAUUUUAUCUUCGGCAGUGCCCAGUCUAUUUUUCAGAAAUGUUCGAUACAAGUUCUUGGGGGAGCUCUGGAUCCUGGGUCGGCUGGUUACAUCACAGCACAGGGAAGAGACAAUCCAAAUGAUGCAAGUGGGUUUGUGUUCAAGGAUUGCAAGGUGUCUGGAACAGGUUCCACCUUCUUGGGCAGGGCAUGGAGAGGUUACUCUAGAGUCAUUUUCUACAACUCCAAUUUUUCAAAAGUGGUUGUGCCUCAAGGCUGGGAUGCUUGGCAUUUCCAAGGCAAUGAGCACCAAUUAACGUAUGCAGAGCAUGGUUGCUAUGGGCCAGGAGCCGACAUUGUCAAGCGUGUGGAAUGGGAAAAGAAGCUUAAUGCUGAUACCGUGCGGGAGUUGACAAGCUUGAAUUUUAUUGAUACUGAUGGAUGGCUCAAUGACCAGCCUUUCUAAAUAUUUUUUUUAUAUUUUAUUUAACUUCCAUUCAUUUCAAGCAGUUGUUCUGCAAAUCUUUUAUUACUUUUUCACUUCCCCAUUACAUUACU
Molecule: messenger RNA, 1127 nt
Organism: Prunus dulcis (almond)
Lineage: Eukaryota; Viridiplantae; Streptophyta; Magnoliopsida; Rosales; Rosaceae
Product: probable pectinesterase 29
Exons: 5
Coding region: 1-1035 (344 amino acids)
Biological process (GO): cell wall modification
Molecular function (GO): pectinesterase activity
Source: RefSeq, a predicted model, not a curated record